Bemisia tabaci is the source of this 3848-nucleotide messenger RNA. Its product is annotated as protein ECT2. Gene Ontology annotation, cellular component: nucleus; cell cortex. The record is from RefSeq and is a predicted model, not a curated record. Gene Ontology annotation, molecular function: guanyl-nucleotide exchange factor activity; GTPase activator activity. Lineage: Eukaryota; Metazoa; Arthropoda; Insecta; Hemiptera; Aleyrodidae. Gene Ontology annotation, biological process: activation of GTPase activity; regulation of cytokinesis, actomyosin contractile ring assembly; intracellular signal transduction.
AGUUGGCAAUGACGUUGAUCAUUUGACGAUCAGUUAUUUUUGUUCAAUUUUCUAAUGUGUGAAAUUUACUUUUUAAAUUCUUAAAAUGGAAGUAGAAGACGAUAAUACUGCGGAUGAUAAUUCCUCUACAAUUUCUUCACUUGCGGCAGGCAAGCAAAUUUGCAUUGUUGGGGAAUGCACCUUGAAUAAAAGAAUUAUCGAAGCGGCAAAUAGUUUUGGUUUGCCAGUUGUUUUUGAAACCUCGGAUGCUGACUGGCAGAAAUAUGACAGUCCCACUGUGUUUGUUUUACCUGAAUUUCGAGAUUGCGAGAAAAUUUCAAAGCUGGGACAUAGUAUUUUCGGACCUACUGCUCUUUUGGAGCUUGCGGAGAAAAAAGUACCAAUUCCAUCUAUUAAGAGACCUCUCUACAGUCACGCAAUGGAUGGUCUAGUUGUUUGUUUUACUGGUUUCAGAGAAAAAAGCACUUUGGCUAAACUGAUGGCACUUGUGCAUAACAUGGGAGGGCAUAUACGUAGAGAGAUGGUUUCUCGUGUGACUCAUCUAAUAGCCCAUUGUUGUGGUGGUGAAAAGUAUCAGUACGCACUCACAUUUCGUGUUGCUAUCAUGAAUGAAAGUUGGGUUCAUUUCGCUUGGAGUAAUAGGCAUACUCCGUUUUUUUCUGCAACUGCUCCUGAAAUAGUGAAUGAACACAAAUUGCAAGUUUUCUCUGGUGCUAGGAUUUGUUUUGUUGGAUUUCCUGAGGAAGAGAAAAAUCAUAUGAUCGAAAUUUUGGAACAAAACGGUGGUGAACCCACUGAUUUGAAUGAUUCUAACUGCACUCACAUUGUCUUUGAUUCUGAGGAAACAUUUGAACUAUUGAGAACAAAGGUGGUGGUCCCGUACUCUCCCAAUUCUAUCCACCGCUACCCCACUCGAUCCUCCCAGCUUACUUUUCCAAACGCACCUAAGCAAAACUUGACUCUGACUCCAGCCAGCCCUAAAAUUCAUUUCAGUCCGUCAAGGAAAAAAGCAUCUACCCCUGCUAGUUAUAGCAUUCUGACCGCUCCGGCUAGUAAUAUCUCAUCAAUACUAAAUGACAGUCAUUCAUUCUCGACGCCCCUAUCCAUUGACUACAGCGCCUCCAGUCGUGUCCCUCAAACUUCGAAUGCUACAGAACAGAGUGAUUUGUCCUACGACACUGUAGAUGACGCCAAUUCAAGCCUCAAACGCCCAAGGAAAAAUAGCUUGGUCACAACUGGCAGUUGCAAACGAUUCAAGUCCUCCGACAACAAAAAUAUCUACUCUCUGAGCUCUAAUUGCAUUUUUGAUAGAAAUUAUUCACCUGUCGAGGACAUGAAAAUAGAAGGUACUCCACCAAAAUCUAUGGUUUCCACUGAAACGAGGAAGCUCAAAAUAUCAAACCGAUCUUUCAAAAACACAAGUUUUCUCCAUUGUAAACGAGGCCUCAACUUUGACUCUCCUGCAACCCGAAAAAAGCCCGAUUUCUUUGUUCCUGAACUGUCCUCUAUCAUCGAUUCUCCUCCUGAGACCUCUACACCGCCCCCUCCUAAGUUUAAAACUCCUCUUCCUCCAGUCACCUCCCCUGUAUUGUCUCCACCAUCGGCUUCAAGCUCAGUAUCUGCUCAACGCUCUUUGGUUGUUGAUGAAUCAAGAAUGGAUUGUUUACCUCCUGCAGCUUCAUUCCGUGUACACAUUGUCAAAGCUGAAUGGUUUUGGGCGUCCGUUCAAAACGAAGGGUGCGUGGAUGAAAAGGAAUACCUUUUGGAGGAUCAUUUAGAAAACCUCACGUCUCCAUGUGCAACACCAAACAUGAGUGGAUUGAACACAGGCUCGAGCAGCAAAAGAGGAGCUCGUAAAAGGAAGAGGCUUAGAGAUUGUCUGGUGCAGACCAAAGAUGCGUUGUCGCCCACGCAAUAUAAACGGCGUUCCUCGAUAAGCGGACGGUUAUCUUGUGGUUCUCUUCUUGAUUACACAGCUAGUCCAGAUUCUCAUCUUCAUGAUGAAGUAGAAAGCAGUGAAACACCAAGGAAGAAUCUAAGUGCCCGACAUCAAGUAUUCUUAGAAUUAGUACAAACUGAAUCAAACUAUGUCAACAUAUUGAACACCAUAAUGACAUUGUUCAAGAGUCCUCUAGAAACGCUAGCUGAUUCAGAAAAUGAAUUAUUGAAUCAAACUGAAUUGAAAAUAAUAUUUGGUCAUCUACCUCCAAUUCAUCACACUCAUACCGUGAUGUUAGAAGAACUUAGACAGCUUGCAAGCUGUUGGAAGGAAGAGAGCAGUGUUGGCAAUGUAUUCUUAAAAUAUUCCUCAGAAUUAAUGAAGGCGUAUCCUCCUUUCAUCAACUACUUUGAGAACAUGAGAGAAAUGCUAUUGAAAUGUGAUCAAACGAAACCAAGGUUCCAUGCAUUUCUGAAAGUAUGUCAAACAAAGCCUGAAUGCGGUCGCCAAACUUUAGUGGAACUAUUAAUCCGUCCUGUCCAACGAUUACCCAGUAUUAGUUUACUUUUGACAGAUAUUCUAAAGCAUACCUCAAAAUCUAAUCCGGAUCAUUGUGCCUUAGAGGCUGCCUUAGCUAGUAUUAGAGAAGUAAUGACACAUAUCAAUGAAGACAAAAGGCGCACUGAGUCUCAGCUUGCUGUUUUUGAUAUUUUCAACGAUAUCGAAAAUUGCCCGCCCCAUCUAGUUUCUUCUCACCGAAGUUUUAUCUCCCGGUGCGAUGUUGUAGAACUGAGCGACUCGUUGAGUGGCCGAGGAGAUUCUUUAGCGUUUUUCCUUUUCUCAGACAUAGUUGAAGUUUGUAAAAAACGAUCUAAAGCUUUUAAUACGCUCAAGAGUCCCAAAGAAGCUGGUGUCAAAAUGAAUAGUGGGAAAAUGUUCAAACAUGUAAAGCUAAUGCAUCUAUCAACUCUAAAACGCGUUAUUGACAUCAAUGAAACUGAUGAUUGCCGUAAAGUAUUUGCCCUAAUGUGUAGAAAUAACCAAGAACUGAAAGAGAAACUCUAUUCUUUUGCAAUUACGGAUGAUUCUGUAGACAAAAUGACGUUUCUGCGUACUUUGUGUAGACAAAUGGCCAAUACUGUAUGCAGAGCAGAUGCUGAAAACUUUUUAGCCUCUCUCGACCCGGAACAACUGGACAUCGAGACAAGUGAUGUAUCCACUGGCACUCUCAGCAAAGCAUUCAAAUUUGCCUCGAGAACAAGGAUAAAAGUAGGAAGAGCUUUUAGUUUCAACAAAACACCAAGUAGGUUGAAACGAGCUAUGUCAACAAUGAUGAGUCCAUUUGUUGAUUCGUCUCAGCUGUCUUAAAUACCCUCAGGAGCAAUAUGCACCCAACCGUCGAUCCUUCACAACUGUCCUAUUUUUUGUUGUAUAAUUGUAAUGAGUUUUGUAUAUUUUUAUUUUGUAUAAUUCAUUUUUUCUUUUUUGGCCUUAGAUUUUUUUUUUGAAAUCUAGGUAUGUAUUUUAUUGUAUUCAUCUUUUCUUCCUAUUUGAUUUUGUAGUAUUUGAUUUGUACAAAAACAUUAUUAAUCUAUUUUUAACCAUUAUUUUAAGUUCAAACAAUCAAGUGAAUUUGUACUGCAUCUAUUUUCAAUAACUUUUUGUAUUGCCCCAAGUGCCAAAUCAAAUCAUAGCUAUCUAAAUUGACCAAUGCUAAGUUGCAUGUUUCCCCCCAUCUUUAUGAUUAUUUUUUAUCACAAAAAAAUAAUUUUUGAAAGAAAUCAAUAAUUGUAGUGGUCAUCAUAUUUUAAGGAGUAAAGUUACUCCUUACCAAUUAUCCCGGUAUUUGUGAUCAUUAUUUUUCCGUACUGAUUUUUUUCUACUUCCAAGACUCUAAAAUUGCUUUGAG